AUGUCUUCUAGGCGCCGUCAUAAUGCCUUGUGUUCUAUUUCUGUCGAUGGGGCGGUGGUUGAGGAUGUGCAGCCUAUUCGUAAUGUUGUUUAUGCACAUUUUGCGGAGUAUUUCCAGUCUACCAAUGUAGAGCGCCCAAGUGUGGCAAACUUGAACUUUCGGUCCUUGUCUGUGUCGGAAGGAGUGAGCUUAAUCAAGCCUUUUUCAGUGCAGGAGAUUAAAGAAGCUGUGUGGGAUUGUGAUAGUCAUAAGAGUCCUGGUAUUAAUUUUGGUUUCAUUAAAGAGUUUUGGAUUGAAAUGAAGGAUGAGAUUGUGCGCUUUGUGUCUGAAUUCCACCGCAAUGGGAAGCUAUCCAAAGGUAUCAAUACUACUUUCAUUGCUCUCAUUCCUAAAGUUGAUAGUCCUCAGAAGCUCAAUGAUUUUCGUCUUAUCUCUUUGGCGGGGAGUCUUUAUAAGAUUUUGGCUAAAUUGUUAGCCAAUAGAUUGCGGGGGGUCAUUAGUUCAGUUGUUUCGGAAUCUCAGUCGGCUUUUGUUAAGAAUAGACAAAUUUUGGACGGUAUUCUGAUUGCUAAUGAAGCUGUCGAUGAAGCAUGUAAAUUUAAAAAAGAGCUUAUGUUGUUUAAGGUGGACUUUGAAAAGGCACAUGAUUCUGUGGACUGGGUUAAUGGAAGUCCAACUGAUGAAUUCCCGUUGGUGAGAGGGUUAAGACAAAGUGACCUUUUGUCUCCUUUUUUGUUUUUGUUGGCGGCGGAGGGUCUUAAUGUUGUGAUGAAAUCUUUGGUUGAGGCUCAACUGUUCUCUGGCUAUAGCAUUGGGGUGGUUAAUCCGGUUGUUGUAUCUCACCUCCAAUUUGCUGAUGACACUUUGUUGUUAGGUACUAAAAGUUGGGAUAAUUCUUGGUUACAUGAGGCUGCUUCCGUGUUAAGUUGUAAAGUAGGUAACGUUCCUUUCUUGUAUCUGGGUAUGCCUAUUGGUGGUAAUCCUCGAAGAUUGUGUUUCUGGGAACCUAUUGUGAAUCGUAUUAAAUCUAGACUGUCGGGUUGGAAUAGUCGGUUUCUAUCUUUUGGUGGUCGCUUGAGGUGGUUUGUGGUAUACGGUUUUAGUCGCCAGAUAUGGCGAAUUAGGUGGCAGGUUGGGGGACGGAGAGUUUCUUGUUGGUGGUCGGAGGUGAGUCGUCUUAGGGGUAGGGUUGGUGUUGGUGGUAGCGGUUGGUUUAAGGAUCAGGUGUUGAGGAGAGUUGGUGAUGAGGCUGAUACAUCGUUUUGGUUCGAUAGGUGGAUAAGGGAGGCUCCUCUUCGUGUGAGGUUUAGUCGGUUGUUUGAGUUAACAAAGAAUAAGUUUAUGUCCGUGGCGGACUUGCUAUCUGUUGAUUCAAAGCGGUGGGGGGAUUUGUGGAGGUGGAUACGUAGGUUAUGGCAGUGGGAGGAGGAGUUGCUAGAGGAGUGUAGGGCUUUACUUCUUGAUGUUUCUUUGAAUCCUAAUGUUCCUCAGGUCGCGGACUAUGCUUUGGAUUUGGUGUGGCACAAACAGGUUCCCUUGAAGGUGUCCGUUUUUGCGUGGAGGCUCAUCCGAGAUCGUUUACCAAAAAGGACUAAUUUGAUUGCUAGACGGGUGUUGUCGCCUGACAUGUCCUCGUGUGUUGCUGGUUGUGGUCAUCCUGAAUCGGCGCAACAUCUCUUUUUAUUGUGUAAUACUUUUGGUUCUCUGUGGCAUCUGGUGCGAGAUUGGAUUGGCUGCUAUGGGGUGGACACAGAUAAUAUUUUCGAUCAUUUUUUACAGUUUACUCAUUUGACAGGUGGUGGUGUUGCUAGACGUUCUUUUAUGCAACUAAUUUGGCUUCUUUGUGCAUGA
This is a messenger RNA of Medicago truncatula (barrel medic), 1851 nucleotides long. RefSeq lists its product as uncharacterized. Lineage: Eukaryota; Viridiplantae; Streptophyta; Magnoliopsida; Fabales; Fabaceae. The coding region runs from base 1 to 1851 and encodes 616 amino acids. The transcript has 5 exons. The record is from RefSeq and is a predicted model, not a curated record.